AUGGGCUCGAAGAGGUUGCUGACGAGCUCGGUAGUCACUCUCCCAAGGUAUGCAGAACAAUCACAGAGUAAUUCACCUAAUGAGUUUUUAAGUUGCCUCCAAAAUCACUAACGAGCUCUCUUUUCAAUCGUCAUCUUUAGAAACGACUCCUGCUUCGAUUACAUGAUCUCCGUGAUGAGGAAGGAUACCUCUUUUGCUCCACGCCCAAUCUUCAUCUCCUCUCGCUAUACAGCAAAACUCGCGUCGGAGUUUUUGACGUGUCGAGAGGAGAUCAAGACUGGGCUCGAAGCAAAAGCAUAUAUCCUCUUGGUCGGGCGAUCGAGUAAUCGCGAAGCAGAAGUCGUUUCUGAAGAAUGA
Microbotryum saponariae is the source of this 357-nucleotide messenger RNA. Lineage: Eukaryota; Fungi; Basidiomycota; Microbotryomycetes; Microbotryales; Microbotryaceae. The record is from the annotation of a GenBank genome assembly.